This is a messenger RNA of Protopterus annectens (West African lungfish), 3047 nucleotides long. RefSeq names its product mitogen-activated protein kinase kinase 2 (gene MAP2K2). Gene Ontology annotation, biological process: protein phosphorylation. Gene Ontology annotation, molecular function: protein kinase activity; ATP binding. The coding region runs from base 327 to 1520 and encodes 397 amino acids. Lineage: Eukaryota; Metazoa; Chordata; Ceratodontiformes; Protopteridae. The record is from RefSeq and is a predicted model, not a curated record. The transcript has 11 exons.
GAAGUGAGCCCGCUACCUACAACGCACGCGCCUCCCUGGUUACCUCAGACUCUUUUCUCGCCGUAACUCGCGGUUACGCUACUUCCGCACAGUGCCUGGCUACAUACCUUAAGUAACCAUGGCCUUAUAAUAUACGAGUUGUACGUUUGCAUUUAUUUUUGUAAAUAGUGAAGUAAAUGGUUGAUUCCAUUCAGGGGUCCUAUUUAGGAAAGACAUUUGCGGUUGCUACAAGGUUCUGGUCUGGAUUACGGAGUUGUAUACGGGAAAAGUGAGUGGUUAAACAGAAAGGGGUUAUCGUGCAGAGGUAGUUCAUUUACACCAGGAAGAUGCCUGCCAAACGGAAGCUAGCGCCUCCUGCUUUGAACAUAAACCCCAGUGCAAGCGAAGGACCUCCAGUUACUACUGACAGUUCGUCAGAAGCUAACCUGGUUGACCUGCAAAAGAAACUUGUUGAACUUCACUUGGAUGACCAGCAGAAGAAGAGACUUGAAGCCUUUCUCACUCAAAAAGCGAAGGUGGGAGAGCUGAAGGAUGAUGAUUUUGAAAGGAUCUGUGAACUCGGUGCUGGCAAUGGAGGUGUGGUCACCAAAGUUAGGCAUCGACCAUCAGGGCUUAUUAUGGCACGGAAGCUUAUCCAUUUAGAAAUCAAACCAGCCAUCAGAAAUCAGAUUAUCAGAGAGCUGCAAGUUCUACACGAGUGCAAUUCCCCAUACAUUGUGGGCUUCUAUGGUGCAUUUUACAGUGAUGGAGAAAUUAGUAUAUGUAUGGAGCACAUGGAUGGAGGAUCUCUGGAUCAGGUGCUAAAAGAAGCUCGAAGAAUUCCAGAAGAAAUUCUUGGGAAGGUUAGCAUAGCGGUUCUCAGAGGCUUGGCAUAUUUGAGGGAAAAACAUCAGAUCAUGCAUCGAGACGUGAAGCCUUCAAACAUUCUAGUCAAUUCACGAGGGGAGAUUAAGUUAUGUGAUUUUGGAGUGAGUGGUCAGCUCAUUGACUCUAUGGCAAAUUCUUUUGUUGGAACCCGCUCUUAUAUGUCGCCAGAGCGAUUGCAGGGUACUCAUUACUCUGUACAGUCUGAUGUAUGGAGUAUGGGCCUUUCAUUAGUGGAAUUGUCGAUUGGAAGAUAUCCCAUUCCUCCACCAGAUGGCAAGGAACUUGAGGCCAUAUUUGGUCGUCCGAUAUUGGAUGGCGCAGAAGGGGAACCACACAGUACCUCACCACGGCCAAGACCACCUGGAUGUCUUGCAGGCGGUCCUGGAGUGCCAGCCAUGGCCAUAUUUGAACUACUGGAUUAUAUCGUUAAUGAGCCUCCUCCUAAACUGCCUAAUGGGGUCUUCAGUGCAGACUUUCAAGACUUUGUACAUAAAUGCUUGAUCAAGAAUCCAGCAGAAAGGGCAGACCUGAAAAUUCUAAUGAAACACCCUUUUAUCAGACGAUCAGAAGUAGAGGAAGUUGAUUUUGCUGGCUGGUUGUGUAAAACCAUGGGACUGAAGCGGCCGAGCACACCCACCCGCACUGCCAUGUGAAAAUGGAACCAAUCUUUAUUUGCAUCCUGCAACCUGCCUGUCUGGUCCAAAGCAGCCGUGCUGUUCAUAAGAAAUGUCACUGUCUUGUCUGUGUCAGUUAAAUCACCUAAGAAAAGGAGUUUCAUUCACGCUGCCAAAUCUUAUUCAAGACUGAAGAUUUUUGUCUUGUUUUUUUUUUUUCCUGUCACUGGACAUGCGCUGCUUUAAUCAACAGUUGCUACCUGAUUUGGGGCCAUGAAAAUUUGGUCACUAUGGGAAAUUUUGUGAACCUGCAUUUUUGUAAAGGUUUAUGAAAAUAGUAAAUUAGUGUUUAUUUUAGUUGUUUCAGAAGGUUUAAGUACUGUUUUACAAAGUAAAAUAAGGUGCUCAUUCUAGUUUUUAUUACUGUUUAUAUUUUGCCCAAUUUGAGUGCACUGGACUUCACUUGGGGAUGGUUUGAGGUACUCUGCAACUCCAAAAAAAAAAAAAAGUGGUUGGAAAUGUAAACACACAUUUUAAAUGCUUUAGUCCUGCUUCCCAUGUAGAAAAAAGUCAUAUAUUUUAAAUGCUUUAGUCAUGCUUCCCGUGUAAAAAAAGUCAUAGCGUUUAUUUUAAAUGCUUUAGUCAUGCUUCCCGUGUAGAAAAAGUCAGUGUUUAUUUCUGGAAUGCUGUAGGCCUAAUGCAGAUGUACUGCUCUGCACUAAGCUCAUACCCCAGCUAAGCAGCACAAACACAUUCUAAGAACUGCUGUUCUCCAGUCAAGGUCAGCUUUGCCCUGCACUCCAAAGUAAUUUGUAGCAUUGGGAUGUCUGCAUAUGAUUUUAUAGGUUAUUGUCCCUUUUAAGAACACCACUGUAGUUUGGCAUUGGUACACAACUUGUUUGAACCUCAGCAGAAGUGUUUUUAGUUUUAUUGGAUGGUUAUGUAACCAUAUGGUGCUUUCCCUCUGAAUGGGUAUGUUAAUUGUUUGCACAGACUGAUUGAUUGUGUGAUACUUGCUGUUUUAUGUGCAUAGUGCAUAUAAUGUGUUCUUAUAUUGUGCUUAAGCAAUAAUGCCCAACAGGGCAUGGCUGUCUGAGAUCAUCCAUCAUCUCACAGUGUUACUGGAUGCAGUUUAAGGGAGUAAAACCCAUAUAAUUUGCUCAGUCGAAUAUAAUAAUCUCAAGUAUAUAAACCUAAAGUGAGACUGGAAUUGAUGCAGUGCAGUUGUGCUGAGAUAGCCAUUUUCCAAAUUGCACACUGACCAGUCAGAGCUCAGUAUUAUCCUUGCCAUUGCAUUGCGUAAUAAUAUAAAAAGUGUUGAGCCAGUCGUGACUGAAUUGCUAGACUGGUGACUUAGUAUUGCAUAUGAUUUGUGGGUAAAUUGCUUGGCUGAUAAAUCAGUGCUGCUUAUGGUUUGUGGCUGUUUCCCUUCAGAAUUUAGCAGGGCUUAUAUAUUCCAAAUACAGGAGGAAAACUGCUUUCAUAAAAAGUGGUCAUGUUUUGUUCCAGAAUUUAAGAUAUUGAAUCUUGCAGGCUUUAGAAAAUAAACCCUGCCUCUUUGUGUAA